Messenger RNA from Ictidomys tridecemlineatus (thirteen-lined ground squirrel), 3835 nucleotides. The record is from RefSeq and is a predicted model, not a curated record. NCBI's taxonomy places the organism in Eukaryota, Metazoa, Chordata, Mammalia, Rodentia, Sciuridae.
GAGACGCAGAAGCAGACAAGAUGGCGGCGGCGGCGGCACAGGGCGGGAGAAGUGGUGGCGGAGGGAGUAGUGGGGCUAGUGGUGGCCCUAGCUGCGGGACAGGCAGCAGCCGCAGCGGCUUGUUAGAUAAGUGGAAAAUUGAUGAUAAGCCUGUAAAAAUUGACAAAUGGGAUGGAUCAGCUGUGAAAAACUCUUUGGAUGAUUCUGCCAAAAAGGUACUUCUGGAAAAGUACAAGUAUGUGGAGAAUUUUGGGCUAAUUGACGGUCGCCUCACCAUCUGUACCAUCUCCUGUUUUUUUGCCAUAGUGGCUUUGAUUUGGGAUUAUAUGCACCCCUUUCCAGAGUCCAAGCCAGUUUUAGCCCUGUGCGUCAUAUCCUAUUUUGUGAUGAUGGGGAUUCUGACCAUUUAUACCUCAUAUAAGGAGAAGAGCAUCUUUCUUGUGGCUCACAGGAAAGAUCCUACUGGGAUGGAUCCUGAUGAUAUUUGGCAGCUGUCCUCCAGUCUCAAAAGGUUUGAUGAUAAAUAUACACUGAAACUGACCUUCAUCAGUGGGAGAACAAAGCAGCAGCGGGAAGCCGAAUUCACUAAGUCUAUCGCCAAGUUUUUUGACCACAGCGGGACACUGGUCAUGGAUGCAUACGAGCCUGAAAUAUCCAGGCUCCAUGACAGUCUUGCCACAGAAAGAAAAAUAAAAUAGCCAAUUCUAAAAGCAGCCCUCUUUCUGCUGGAUCAUGCUGAAUUACUGGAUGGGUGGGGGAAGAAACAGAACUUAAAAUGGGUAAAGUAAGAAAUGUUUAAAAUGUCCCUUUUUUUGUCCUGAAAUUUUAGUCUCUUCUGGAAAAAUAGGAUUUUCUAGCACAGAUACGAGAAGUUGUAGCUCUUAUUUCUAGCUGUAGCUUCCUUGGUCUGCUGAUUGUGUUGUUUUGACUUGCUUUGGAAAAGCAUUCUUGCUAAAAGCUGUAUAAGACUUUUUUUUUUUUUUAUGUAGUAGUACUUUCUAUAGUAUAGCUUUGUGCCAUGCAGCAUUUGAAGACUCAGUUUUAAAAAAUUGUUAACCUGUUGCUGACUUCAUGUUAAUUUCUGUUUCAACAACUGUUUCCUGAAGAAUUCAGGAUGCAACUUCUUGUGUAUGACAGCUUUCCUCACACACCAUUUUUGUGGGUGUGUAUAUAUCUGACUUGGGGAAACUACAAAAAAACCCACAAAAUAUAGCUUUUAAAUUUGUCUAAAAAGACCUGCCUGUUAAACAUUUUGUGUUCUUAAUCAAUUGAAGAAGCCAGUGGCAUUUUUAAUUUUAUAUUGUCUGUUUUCCAUAGUAUAUCCCUGUUGAUUUGUUUGCGACCUUUAUUAAUUGCCAUUUUCUAAAAUUUUUUUUCAAUAAAAGGAAAGAAGAUGUGAAAAAAUGAGUCAUAGUCUUGAUGGAAGGACCAGAGCAGCAAGUGUUAUUAGUUUCUCUACUACUGUAGAGUUUUUUUUCAUUUACAGGCUGUUUAACUAUUCAUAGAGCCCUGAAAACUCAUAACUGAGAAACUCGUAGCUCUCUGGUAAGAAUAAUAAGGACACUCAUUACUUGGUCCCAGGAAGUGUUCCAAGUACCUUACAUGUAUUAACUCACUAAAGCCCACGGUACUUCUAAGAGGUAGGUACUUUUAUUAUCUCUGUUUUGUAGAUGAGGAAGCUGAGACAUAAAACUUGAAUUAUUUGUCACACAACACUUAAUAGAUCCCAUUGUAGCACCAGAGUUUGUGUUUCUACUAUAACAAAAGAGCAUCACCAGGGAGUAUUGAUGCAUGCCUGUAAUCCCAGCUACUUGGGAUGCUAAGGCAGGAGGAUGGCAAAUCUGAGAUCAACCUGGGCCAUUUAGUGAGGCUCUGUCACAAAAUAAAAAGGCUCGGUGCUAGAGCACUUGCCUAGCCUAGCAUGUGUGAGGUCCUGGGUUUGAUUCUCCAUCAUACACACACACACACACAAAACAAAUUUUUUUGCAGUAUUUCUGCAACCUAGUUCGAGAAGAGUUCAGCCUUUCCUAGAUCCUAUGACCUUUAGGAAUAUUGUUCCUCCAGCUUUAAAAAAGUGCAGUUCCAACUACACUUAGUACCACUAAGGAGAGGGUCACCAGUGUUUUUCGUUAUUUACAAAUUUCAGUUGCUAAUGCAUAUUUAGUGUUUGUAAUAUUUUUGUUUAUUUUUUAGAAACAGUAUUUUCUGCUUCAGAAAAACCUUGGGAAAUAAAAGAUGCAGAUUCUAUUUGCGUACACACAAAGUUGUAUUUCUUUUGAACUGAGUUCCUUCUCCGGUUAGAGCCCUCUCACCAACUCUACCUUAUAUCCACCCAGACUAACCACAUUGUACAUCCCAUUGUCUCCUUGAUGGAAAUCAUCUAAGAAAGCUGCAUUGUCACUGAUUUUAUUGAAUAUAUCCUGUCCCCAUUAUCAAUCUUCUCUGCUAUUAAAUAGAAAACCCAGCUGAAAGAACAUUAUGUGCAGGUAACUCCUCUGAUGUCCAUGCUACUUUAAAAAUCAACGGAGAUUCUUAUAAACUUUUUUUAAUGCCAUGGAUCUUCUUGAUAUUCUUUUCUAUGGUCCACUUAUCAGACUGAUGUUUUGAAUGCUUAAAUUUAACAUUGCAUGUUAAUGAGGAAUUAGAGAACUGGUUACUGGCUGAAUAGUGGGAAAUAACUUGAGAGAUCGCUCUGAUUUGGAUCUGAAAUGUUCGCUGAAGGCUCAUGUGUUGAAGGCUUGCUCCCCAACCUAUAUUACUAUUAUUGGAAGGUGGUGGAACUUUUAGGAGGUGGCGCCUACUGGCAGGAAGUUAGGCUAUUAGGCUAUUACAGAGGCCAUUCCUCUGUAUUCUUUUGGCAGUAAACUACUUUGUGGUUAAUUGGAGGGGAUACUGGACCCUGCCCCAAACUUGUGAAGAAGUUUGCUCCCUUGGUUCCCUUCCCAUGGUUUUCUGCCUUGCCACAGACCUAAAGCAGCAGUGUCAAAUGACCAUGAACUAAAACCUCUGAAACUGAGCCAAAAUAAAUAUUUCCUUCUUUAAGUUUGACUUAUCAGUUAUUUUAUCACAACACAGAAAACUAUCAAAGAUAAUUGCUCAAAAGAUGCCCCUUUUUGUUGUUUGUUUUUAACUCCUCUGAUUAGGAGGACUUCCUGAUUAAUCUGGCAACCAGCCUCAUUUCUGCCCCAUUUUAAUUAGUUACAUAUAUAUAGAGAGAGAGGAAAAAGACAGAUGCAGACAUGCACUUACAUGAGCCUAAGAAGAAGGGAAGAAACUAGGUAUGUAAGAAAGAAUGGCAACUUUGAGCUGUCUUACAGCCAGCUUCCUAUAGUCUGUCAUGCCAGCCUCAGACCUGUGCAGACACAAUAGUAAAGGCCUCAGAAUUUUUGGCAGUGGAUCUUGGUUGACAUGAAGGAGCUUUGGGCCUUACAGGGAGAUUUCUCUGAAACAGACUUUUCUGGGAAAUCACUGAUGAGGAGUGAGUAGUAUUUGGUCACCAAAUACUGGAUUAUGUGACCUUGGAGAAAAAGGAACUGAGAAAGGUAAUGCAUGAGGCCUGAAUGUCCCUGAAGAGUCUUGCUUUGUAUGAAAGCAACGUGUCACUGUCUUCCUAGGCCAUUCCUCUGUAUUCUGUUGGCAGUAAACUACUUUGUGAGCAGGGUUUUGCACUGUUUACUAUAAAAGGGUUGAGUCUACAACAUCAGGGUCUGCCCGUAGAGGAAUUCAUCUAGGCCCAUCUGUGGCACUUUUGGGAAUGGGAGUCAUGGGGAACUGGCACAAACAUUAUGUUCAUGUUUCUUAUUGUACUAUAAGUAAUAAAGUUUUUUUUGUCUGA